AUGACCAACUCCCCUAAAGCCCCUUUGGCGCUCGACACGUCUAAUUAUCUUUCAGGAUGGAGGCUUUACAUCGUGAUCGCUUGCCUCUUCUUCGGAUCGUUCCUUAUUGCUCUCGAUACAAACAUCAUCAAUGUUGCGAUACCACAGAUAUCGACUGACUUCAAAGCUCUUGGAGAUGUUGCUUGGUAUGGAACGGCUUACUUGCUCACCAUCACCGCCUUCCAGCCUGUGUACGGCGCCAUGUAUAGAUAUUUCCAGACGGACAUCGUAUACCGGCUGUCGAUCGCAGUGUUUGAAGUUGGUUCAAUAAUAUGCGCUGCUGCUCCGAAUUCGACUACGUUUAUAGUAGGGAGGGCUUUUGCUGGGCUUGGGGCUGCGGGCAUCCUCCAGGGUGCUCUCAGCAUUAUCAGCCAGGUUGUCCCUCUCCAGAAGCGUCCGCUUUAUAUGGGUGUCGUCAUCAGCGUCUUCGUUAUUGCUGUCACAGUAGGCCCAGUGCUUGGGGGUGUCUUCACUGAGAAUGCCACUUGGAGAUGGUGCUUUUGGAUAAAUCUUCCAAUUGGGGCGGUCGUUCUGGUGGGCUUGACCAUAUUUCUAAAGAUUCAAACAACGCAAAGCGAAGACCGAGCACUCCCGUUCAAAAGGAAGCUUUACAACAUGGAUCCCCUGGGAUGUCUUGUGUUCAUUGGCACCGUGGUCUUACUGCUUCUUGCCUUACACUGGGCUGGUCAAACUAAACCAUGGAAUUCAGCAGAUGUUAUUGGGUGUUUAGUAGGCGCUGGUCUCUCGGCCCUGCUUUUUAUCUACCUGGAAUGGAAACGAGGCAACUCUGCCUUGAUACCCCUUCGAGUGUUCAGGACCCGGUCAGUUUGGACUGGCGCGAUGGUUCUGUUUUUCCUUGGGGCAGUAACUUACGUUAAUGUCUUCUUUCUUCCUUUUUGGUUUCAGGGCGUUAUAGGUAUCAGCCCUAUACGGACUGGCGUCAACUUCAUACCCUACCUAGUUCCACAGCUUGUCUCGUUAAUCAUCGUCGGUGCAAUCGUAAAGCAGUUUGGCUAUUAUGUGCCUUAUAUGAUUGCUGGUGAAUUGAUAUGUGUCGCUGGACAAGCGUUGCUUACUCAAAUUCACCCCGACAGUCCCACACUCUACUGGGCAGCAGGACUGGUGGUGUCUGGCCUUGGCUCUGGCAUGGCCAUGCAAUUACCUUAUACAGCUGUUGCCCUUGUUCUAGCAGACCAAGACAUUCCCGUCGGUAAUGCCAUCGCCGUGCUAUUCUAUCAGCUUGGGGGGGCAGUGUUCAUAUCUGUGGGACAAAACAUCAUAAUCACUACCGUCCUCGACCUUGUUCACCAGCGAUUGCCUAGGAUCUCGGCAGAGGCAGUUCUUAGUGCUGGGGCAGCAAACCUUGCUGCUCUCGUUACUGGCCCUCAAGAGCUGAUCAUUUUGCGUAAUGUCUGGAACACGGCUAUUGCACGAACAUUGAUUCUAGGUACUGCUCUGGCAGGUGCAUCAUUGCCAUUUACACUUGGGAUGGAAUGGCUCAACGCCAAUAAAGUCGCUGCAGAAAGAGGUAACGCGGCCGAGGCAGAUAGCAGCGAAGAGACCAAGCAGCAAGCUGCCGAUUGCUGA
Messenger RNA from Xylaria bambusicola, 1626 nucleotides. Its product is annotated as MFS general substrate transporter. Bases 1 to 1626 code for a protein of 541 amino acids. Gene Ontology annotation, biological process: transmembrane transport. The record is from RefSeq and is a predicted model, not a curated record. NCBI's taxonomy places the organism in Eukaryota, Fungi, Ascomycota, Sordariomycetes, Xylariales, Xylariaceae. Gene Ontology annotation, molecular function: transmembrane transporter activity. The transcript is spliced from 4 exons.